This is a messenger RNA of Octopus bimaculoides (California two-spot octopus), 2691 nucleotides long. RefSeq lists its product as uncharacterized. Lineage: Eukaryota; Metazoa; Mollusca; Cephalopoda; Octopoda; Octopodidae. The record is from RefSeq and is a predicted model, not a curated record.
GUAUGGAACAGACAGGCAGUCAGCUACAGAACACAUUUCGAUGAGAUCACAAACUGAUAGAACAGCGCGGAUUACACUGCACACAAUUAUUAAACCAUGUUUAUCAAAUCCUGGUUGGCACCGCCAUCUCUGCUUCAAUCAUCAACAUCUUCUACAACAUUACCAAUGAUAUUACCGACAGCACCAACAUCACCAUCAUUCUCUCCACAUACAAAGCCGUUGUCUGUUCCACACCAUUUGAAUGUCAAGCACCUGAAUCAGAUUUCGAAACGGUCAAACGUUCCUAUCCCUUCCGACUGUUCAUAUCGCCAAAAUAAUAAUAAUAAUAAUAAUAAUAAUAAGUUCAACCGAGCUAAUAUCGCUUCCUUUCACGACUGGAGCGAGAAAUCUUUAGAGAAUGCUCCGGUUUCUAAAAUUUACCAAGAAAUGGCCACUUUGUCUUCAAUAUGUUCAUUGAGUGAAUCUAAUCGAAAUGAAUUAUCAAGGGAAAACAAUGGCAGACGACAGGUCGUCUGCCAUAAACUCUUCUUGCCGGAAGGAACAGAUUUGACAAAAGGAGAGAAAAAUAUAAUAGCUGGUCUCUGCCGAAACCGGUUGUGUACUCUCACAUAUUGAUAUCUCAAAGAAAGAGUCGAAUUCUUCGUCUGAAAACUGUAAAAGAGUUAAUAUGAAAGGUAAAAAAAUAGUUAGUUAUUUCCCUUCUAUUCAGAACAUGGACAGCUCUUCAAUGUUUUUACAGCCCGUAAAAACCCAUAAGAAAGAGGAAUGCAUUUACCAUUGGUGGGAGCAAAAUCAGAAUGUUGCAGCCAAUUGUCUACGCAAAUAUAACGCAUCGUGUGCCCUUCCGUUAGGAAUGAACUAUUUCAAAGACUAUAUGUCGUGUUUGUUUUUAGAUAUGGGUUCGCAAAUGUUUCAUGGCCAUAAGAAUUCAUCUUCGUCAUCAUCGUUUGCAUCGAGCGGAUCUUCUAGGAAUCUUCACGGAAUCAAAGCACCGCCAAACACACCAAAUUUAGAAGUUACCAAUGCGACAGAUGGAAAGACAAAGAAUGGUAAAAGCAACAGAAAAGAAGUCAAGUUGGAAAAUAGCAAAAAGAAAACCCAUUUGGUAGUAUAUGUACCGAAGGCUGAGGAAGACAUUUGCGAUAAAGACAGCAGAGAUUAAAUGAAAAAUUAACAAUACUUUUGAAAAUGAUGUCUACACGGGUUAAGAGCAGCCUAGAAGAAACUAGAAAAACUCAGACAAGAUAUUUUUAUAAAAAAUACUGUCUACGAAGUAAAAAGUCUUUUUGUGGUAUCUGUUCAAUUAAUGGAUUGUACAAUAUUGUUAUUGAACCGAUGUCUUAGUGCUGCGUUGGCCAGUUUCUCAUAAAAAGGAAUUUCGUUUAUAACUGGAUUUCAAUUCUCAGCAGACAAUCUAUCGCCUGCUUUGACACCAGAACCUGCUCCAUGAGAGAUUUUUGUAGUGUCUGCUCUAAUGCAAGCAUUCAGGUCACGUUUCUGGUGAUAUCUCCUUCCCCUGACCCCAAUCAAUCUUAGAAGUCAUGAAAAAGCAUGGUCACUACCCUUUAACUUCUAAGCCAAUAAUAAUAAUAAUAAUAAUAAUAAUAAUAAUAAUAAUAAUAAUAAUAAUAAUAAUAAUAAUGUGGGCAAUGAAGAAAGUGGACGUGAUACCAAUUGGUGCAUUUGAAAGUAUCAGUAAAGAACUACCAGCAUGGCUCAAAAAGUGAUUGGAACGAACUUAAAGAUAAGAACUCCUACGAAAAUCAUCAUUGCUUUGAACUGCAAGAGUUCUCCGCGGGGUUCUUGAAGCAUGACCAGUAAAAUAAGUGUCACCUUAGUCUGUGGACAGCUGACACUUUCCUCUUCUUCGUAGUUGUUACAACUGCUAGAAACAGCGACUAAAUUUUCCUCAAAAUCCUACCCUAGUGUCUUAAAAAGAAACAAGGAAGGCGCAAUCGGAUUGCACAGUUCUUGAUGUAUUAUGACUGACCGACUUAAUAGAAAGGAAGGAGAGUCAUAACUGGAGUGUCUUUGAUUUAAAAAGUGUCUGCCUGAUCAGGACUGAUCAGAGCCUAAACGACAAUAACAACACUCAUUCAUUAACGCACCCCCCCCCCACACACACACACAUUGUUAAUACCGUGACAGAACAAUACGGAAAACGAGUGGAGUCACAAGAUGGGCGCUGAAUGAAAGGAAGAUUGCAAACCGCACCGAGUGACAUCAUCAGAGGUUGAAAUACGACAAUGACUAGCCAUGAAACAUAUAGGUCGCGUCUCAAAAGACAAUUUAUUAUAUUUUAUAGAAAUAAUAUCCUUAUUGAUCUCGCCCCGAAUAAUGCCGAAGCAUACUAAUAAUUUCUACAUGGUAUUAUAAUACGAUAAUAAGACAAUAGUAAGAGAAUGGAUCAAUACAAUAACGACUUCUUUUAAAGAGAAGACAAAUUGCAUUUUUAUGGUAAAAUUUUCAAUGACAGAAUGGAGAGCCAUACCUAAAUGGUAUCUGCAAUUGCUGCCAGAAAGAGGGAGAUUUUGCUAAAAUGUAAAUCAGUCUUAUGAAAAACAUUGCUAUGUAUAUGUUGUAUCGAUGCCCUCAGACGAUGAAGUAGGCUAACCCAAUACGUAGAUAUUUAGGGAGAAGUCCAGAUGUCGGUGUAGUUGAGUAGAGGUCAUCCGAACGUGCGAUAUAACA